CUCAGGCAGUUUACCUGCCGAGGUAAAGGGGUUGAGAACUCAGGCAGUUUACCUGCCCAGGUUGAUUUGGAGACUGCAGCAACUGGGAGCGAGUGUGUGGUACCAUCAUGUUUCUGUGAUCAUGCAUUCACGUCGAUACAACACCCAUACUGCGCCAUCAUCUUCUGGCAAUGGAUUGAAUAAUGGCGCCAUUUCAUCAUCGGCUGGGCCACAAAAACUCAAGUCGAGCUAUGGCAGCAAAGGGAAGAAAGCAUGGGAUCUCACGGGUCUAAUAUCAUCUGUAGGGCUUGGAUUGGGAGUCAAGCUGAGAAAGGACAAGAGAUUCAGCAUGACUCUGCUGACCAUGGCACUGGCUUUGAUGGGACUAUUAUUAUUCCAAAGACGAUCCUCCAAAGUGACCCUCGUGACGAGCUACUUUGCCGAUGCGAUCUUGGGGGAGGAUCGGAAACUGCAUCUGUAUGAAAUUGAAGCCACCAUGUUGAAUAAUAUCCACAAUCCGCACUAUCAUCAAGUGGUCGUUAUCCUAGAUGGUUCCUCGGAAAAGUCCAAUUGUGCUACCUUUCGAAAACACAUGAUACAGUUGCAGCAGCAAUUUCUUGAAUGGAGUGGAAGCACUACUAGUAUUGCAAUUUUUUCGGUGCGUGUGGAUAUUGCCCAAAAAUUGACUUGUGUGGAUCGUCCACAAGACCAACCCAAUGUCUAUGAGAUGUUCCAAUAUGCCUUGGAUCCACAGCUUGUCCAAACCGAAAUUGUCGUGCUCUGCAAUGCCGAUCAGGCUUUUGACGGGACUCUGGCAUGGGCUCGCCAGAAUCUAGCACACAACAAUAUCUAUAUCUUGACAUCCAUGGGAUUGCCCAAUGAUGAAACAAGGGCGGGGGCCGUGUAUCAGCAUUUUCAAUUCGUCUACCGCGACAAACCCAUGCCAGCCGACACUGUGGCAGUAGCACCAGAUCAAUGCAUGGAUUCCACGACGUCGUGGGAUGGAUACAUUUUUCAUCCGCAACUCUUGCGGGGUCGACUGUCCCCACAACAUUUUACCCGCGCUGUGCGACCCGAAGUACAUGUCGGUGGCAACAACGCCUAUGGUGAGGGCAAUACUAAUGCCUUUUUCAAACUGAAUGAAAAUGCCGCCGAAUGUGCCACCUUGUGGGCACUCCAAACCAGUGUUCCCGAAGCCGUGGCCGAAAAUCCCUGCGAGUUUGUCCAUCUAUGGCACGUCCAUGCCGCUCCCAAAAUGCAUGCACACGGAAAGCCGUUUUGGCAACACGAAACCAACAAGUGGGCUCGGUUGGACCGAGUUCCGCCGCCCUACUUUUUUGCCAAGCACUUGCACAAACAUGGGAUCCAUCAACCCAAACCAUCGCCACGACAUCCUCGGAAUCAUAUUUACUAUACGUUGUCGCUGGUGACGACCGUUUCCGCCAAGCGCCGUGACGGCGAUCCUCAUGUGGACGAAACAGUGGCGGCCAUUCUCAACAAUUGGAACAAUCCAUUCUUGGAACAAGUGGUGGUGAUUUUGGAUUCGUCCACGGAUCAAGACAACUGCAGUCAUUUUCAUCAGUACAUGCAAAAGUUACAAGAACGUUUUGAUGGAUGGAUUUGGUACCAUCGAUCAGUCAAGAAUCAAAAUCUGGGCAUGUCGACUUUGGUGUGUGUGGACCGAACCGAGGAAGGAACUCCCAGCUAUUACGAUAUGCUUCAAUACGCCUUUACACACCCAGCCAUUACGGGAGAGGUCGUGAUAUUGGCCAAUCCCGACGAGGCAUUCGACGAACGAGUCAAAUGGGCUUCCCGCGUCAAACAGAAUAUGCUCGUGGCAGUACCCACCGUGUCCGCCAUGCAUUACGAUUUGGUCUAUGAUCCGGCCAAUGUCACACUACCCGUCUCGACAUUCUUCCAGUUUGCACACGGACCCAUGCAGGAUCAAGGCAACACAUCGUCCAUUUAUCCUCUUCUCAAAAAGGAUCAAAACUUUUGCGAGUCCUCCUCAUUGGACGACUUUAGCAGCUUGGUCUUUCAUCGGAAUGCACUCAAUAAUGAAACCCAUCGGCUCCAAUCCGCCGACUUUGAACGGGAAUUAUCCGGGACCAAAGCCCUCUUUGGAAUGAAGGAACAGGGUGCGGGAAGUGCUGCGGUGGCAUCACUCCUCCAAACUGUACCCAAGUUGAAGGAUUUCAUGGGAUGUAGCAGGAUUAUGAAUUGGCGAUUUGAUGCCGCAUCCUCGUCUCCACCUCAUCCGCAAUGGCCGGAAAAGGUCCCCGGUCCGCAUCGAAUUCCGAAACAACGAGGAGUUGGCAAAGCCUUCCUGUCCAAAGUAGAACUUGCUCGAAAGAAUCAAUGACACUCAUCGAUCAUAAACUAAUACUUUAGAAACAGAAACAUUAGAAGGGAUUCAUCAUUCUUAAUCGUCAACUACAUAUACCCCGGCUACGGUGGCCCCUGUAGCUACCGCUACCAAAGAGGCCAGCUCCGGAAGUAUGCAUGUGUUUCUUGAAUCCGAGGUAAAUAAAGGAAAAUCUGUGGAAUGUGUGCGA
This is a messenger RNA of Seminavis robusta, 2534 nucleotides long. The record is from the annotation of a GenBank genome assembly. NCBI's taxonomy places the organism in Eukaryota, Bacillariophyta, Bacillariophyceae, Naviculales, Naviculaceae.